This is a messenger RNA of Cuscuta europaea, 1607 nucleotides long. Lineage: Eukaryota; Viridiplantae; Streptophyta; Magnoliopsida; Solanales; Convolvulaceae. The record is from the annotation of a GenBank genome assembly.
UGUCACGGGUUUGUCUUGAAAGGCCCUAAAUUUCACAAUACUCUCUAUAUACAGACAUUCUACUUUCAACCUUCAUCUCUUACAAGUCAACACGACUCCAAUAUAGUCUUUUCUACUUACGGCGUCUACCAUCAAACUUUCUCUGUACCCUUCUCUCGUCUCCCCUGCCACCGGCGGCCACGUCGGCGUCAUAUAUUCCGGCUACUUCUUAUAGCCCAAACCGGUUUCUUUGUACAUAUGCUUAAGGAGGUUCGAUCAAAUUAAACCUUACUACGUACUUAUUACAGUAGUACUAAAAAUGGCAUUGUUGGUAGAAAACUGUGAAGGAUCAAUGGUGUAUGUUGACUCGCAGAAGACAGUACCGGCUCCCUUUCUCUCCAAAACCUACCAACUCGUUGACGACCCCGGCACCGACCGUAUAGUCUCUUGGGGAGAAGACGACACCACCUUCGUCGUAUGGCGGCCGCCGGAGUUCGCCCGGGACCUCCUCCCUAACUAUUUCAAGCACAACAACUUCUCCUCCUUUGUCCGACAGCUCAAUACUUACGGUUUCAGGAAGAUAGUACCGGACAGGUGGGAGUUUGCGAACGAGUUCUUCAGAAGAGGGGAGAAGCACUUGCUGUGCGAGAUCCACCGGAGAAGGACUUGUGUGCCGCCUCAAUCCGCCGUCAAUCACCACCACCUCAACUGCCCGAUCACCGGCUCUGCUUGCUCUCCUGGUUACCCUUGCCGGCAGAGCAUUUCGUCGCCGUCGGAAUCGGAAGAACAGCAGCUUACCAUACCGCCGCCGCCGAACAGCAUCAACAACAACAAUUGGUGUAGUGACUCGCCUAUAUCGGCGGCGUUCUCCCCCGGCAAGUCGGUGAUGGCGGCGCUCUCGGAGGAUAACGAGAGGCUGAGGAGGAGCAACAAUCUGCUAUUGUCGGAGCUAGCUCAUAUGAAGAAUCUUUACAAUGACAUAAUAUAUUUUGUUCAGAACCAUGUCAAGCCUGUAACUCCGAGUAGCAACGUUGCCCCCGCUUGGUUCCCUCAAUCUCGACCGCCGCCUGUGGCGGCGUGUGAAAGCCGGGAGCCUCUUAACCAACUCAUCAGCUAUCAUCAUCAACAGCCCGUAAGCCACCACACUAAUAUACGCCAAGGUAGAAUUAAUAUGGACAAUAUCGCCGCCACUCCGGCAAUGCGACGCGGCGGCGGCGGCGGGGCAACAUCUGUUGUUGACGUGGCGGAGGAGAGUGACUUGGGAAGAACGAAGCUAUUUGGGGUCCCACUAGAGUCAAAGGUCAAAAGAGUCAACCCAGAUCAUCAUCAGCAUCCAUAUUCUGCUCAUAAUUUCAAGGCUCGACGGCAAAUGCUCUCGGGAAUUGCCGAAGACGACUUGGGGUUGAAUCUGAAACCACCUUCUUCGUGUUUCUUGGACAAUUAAUUGUACAAUAAUUAACUCUCACUUAGUCACUUAUUAAUUAAUAACUUAAUUCCUCCUGCAAAAAGCAUCGAAGUUUCCAUUUUUUGUGCAUUUCUGGUUUAAUUCAAAGAAUAGAGUCUCCCGCUAUUUUUCGAGUCUAAUCUAAUUAAUGAAGAGAGUGAGAUGUUUUGUUUGGACUUUUUUG